AUGCCGAGACACGCAUGCCUAUUUGGCAAAUAUCUCAGGCUGAAUGGUAACGUUGAAUCGUGUUUUCAUGGGCACACAUUGUACACAGGGUUUGUACAACGCAAGGGUUUCAAGAAAAAUCAAAUCAUACACCCGAUACCGGUCAAGGCAUACGGACGUGUCCCAUCAGCAGCAUCGCAAACUGGACUCUAUCAUGAUGAAGAUUUCAACUACUACUCCAAGGUCGCAUUCUCACUUAAACGUACACGCAUCAAACUGAAACCGAAUGUCGUGAAAAAGGACCUAGAGUCAAGGUUACUUAAUACCACAGUACCCAACGUCAGGGUCACCACUAGUGCCAUCCAUGCUAUCACACAGUCCGGUGGUUUUGAUAACUAUAUACUGAAUACAACACCUGAACAGCUGCGUUCACAACUGGGAGAACGCAUGCGAUCAGUAGCAUAUUUCUACAAACAGUAUCCGGAUAUCAGGGCAAUGCAACUACCAUGGAAGGUAUUCUAUUCCGAAAGAAGUAGGAAGGAUCCUACUUUUGCCAUAUAUAAACAUACUAUGGCAAAAGCAAAGGCAGAACAACGGGCGGAACGUGAACAGAGACGUUUUUCACCAUUCUACUUACCACCGGCACAUGGUAAAUUCACAUUAAAAAUAAUCGAUCGCAUACCAGGACUCAUGCCUGAACGCCAGCCAUUCAAGCAUGGUGGCUCUACGGAUUCACAUUUAUCUGACGACGCUGAACCUUCAGAUAACGUGGAAGUCACAGACGUGGGACAAAACCCAGCUGCAAAGAAGCUAGACCUUUGGUGGAAGAAGGAUAAAAGUGAGCUUGAAUUCCGUAAAAAACUGGCUAACGCUACUGGAUUCGAUGCCGCACAUGUUGAUGUGGAUAUGCUCAGUGCGUAUCGCAAGGGAGGUGCCCGAGGUGGAGGCGGGCCACAUGGAAAGGCCGUUCGUAGGCGCAGCAAAACAUUUCACCCACUGGGUAGAACAAUACUAAAAUGA
Messenger RNA from Babesia sp. Xinjiang, 999 nucleotides. RefSeq lists its product as uncharacterized. Lineage: Eukaryota; Apicomplexa; Aconoidasida; Piroplasmida; Babesiidae. Gene Ontology annotation, molecular function: structural constituent of ribosome. The record is from RefSeq and is a predicted model, not a curated record. Bases 1 to 999 code for a protein of 332 amino acids. The transcript has 4 exons. Gene Ontology annotation, cellular component: mitochondrial large ribosomal subunit.